This is a messenger RNA of Hylaeus anthracinus, 1655 nucleotides long. Its product is annotated as facilitated trehalose transporter Tret1-like. The record is from RefSeq and is a predicted model, not a curated record. The transcript has 3 exons. Gene Ontology annotation, cellular component: membrane. Gene Ontology annotation, molecular function: transmembrane transporter activity. Lineage: Eukaryota; Metazoa; Arthropoda; Insecta; Hymenoptera; Colletidae. Gene Ontology annotation, biological process: transmembrane transport. Bases 66 to 1526 code for a protein of 486 amino acids.
UUAGAAAAUUUGUAACUAACAAUAAUUUUAAUUACUGUUAUUUUUCAGGUACUAUAACAGAAAAUAUGGGUAAAAAAGGUGACGACAUACAAAUAGUCGAAGACGGACCCGACAAAGAGAAGAAGGCUAAACUAUGCCCACAAAUAAUAGCUAGUAUUAUAGCUACAUUAUCCUUUCUCGCCGCCGGACUUAUUUACUCUUGGCCAACGCCUGUUCUACCUCAAAUCGAGACCAAGAAUGUUAAGUUGCUCGUGACUUCUGACGAGGGAGGAUGGAUAGUUAGCGCGUUGCCAAUAGGUGCCAUUUUUGGUCCAAUUGCAUCUGCUUUACUGAUUGAUAACAUGGGCAGAAAAUGGUUCCUUUAUAUAACUUCGGUACCAUUCAUUGCCUGCUGGAUACUUACAUACCUGGCCACUGAUUGGUUAUUAAUUUUCGUGGGAAGAUUGGUCGGUGGGAUUUCAAUUGGAUCUAUUUUCGCCGCGGUUCCGAUAUAUCUCGGAGAAAUUGUCGAACCAAGAAUCAGAGGAGCUGUUGGUACUUUAUUGGGGCUAUCACUUAGUGUAGGAAAUCUAUUAAUGUGUGGAAUUGGACCACUGAUAGACAUGAAGUUGCUGGCACUCUUUUGCUUGGUACCAACAGUCGUAUUCGUUUUAACAGCUACAUGGUUGCCGGAAUCGCCUUACUACUCCUUAAAAAAAGGCAAGCGGGAGACUGCAGAAUUAUCCUUAGUAUGGCUGAGAGGUAAAAUUGACAAUGAAAAGGAAAUAAAUGAAAUUGUUGAAUACAUAAAUGCGGAAGAAAAGGGAGGCUUUAAAGAACUGUUCACGGAUCGAAUAAACAGGAAAUCAUUACUGAUUGUGCUGUUGUUAUCAGCUGGUCAACAAUUAUCCGGAGUAGGAGCUGUCCAAUCGUACGCUGGAUUUUUAUUCAAGGAUAUGUCUUUAAAACUAAGUCCCAAUGAUCUUGUUCUAAUAUUGUGUGGACUGGGUAUAGUGGCAGGUGCCCUAUCCGUAGUUGUGAUCGACAGGUUCGGCAGAAGAUACCUUUUCCUGAUAUCAAGUUACAUCGUUGGUCUAUGCCUUUGCCUUAUAGGAGUGUACUUCGUUCUUCAGAAACAAAUGAAGCUUGAUAAAUUUUCUUGGAUACCGUUAGCCGCUUCUGUAGUUUACUACAUCUUCGUCUCCCUUGCUUUGACCUCAAUAGUAUCAGUGGUCUCCUCGGAAAUCUUCUCGAUAAGAGUGAAACGCUGGGCAACGAUGUUUAUACACAUUUUCGGAUCCUUACUUAACCUCAUCGUGACAAAAUGUUAUCAACUUGUGGUCGACGCUUUCGGCUACCCCGUGAUAUUCUUCGCAUUAGGCAUUAUUGAGCUUAUUGUAGCCACCACUGCAGUCUUCGUUUUACCAGAGACGUCGAAAAAAUCUUUAGCAGACAUUCAGAAGACUUUGCACAAGGAUGAACACAGGAAAAUUGACAAAACAGAAAAGAAAAAGGAACUCGAGAUAGAAACCAUAGAAGCGCAGUGAACAACUUCUGCAUCUAAUUUAUUACACUCUAUUUUAUAAAUACCUACAUUUUAUGUGUGGAACUUGCCCGCGACAGGAAUGCAUGUAACAUAAAGAUCAUUAAAAAGUAUUAUAUUUUAUUACACUUUA